This is a messenger RNA of Acanthoscelides obtectus, 498 nucleotides long. Lineage: Eukaryota; Metazoa; Arthropoda; Insecta; Coleoptera; Chrysomelidae. The record is from the annotation of a GenBank genome assembly.
AUGUCACUGUAUCCUAAUGCUACAAGGAUUUUGCAACCCUGUGAUGUAUCCACUUUCCGACGAAUCAAAGAAGCUUGGCGUCAGUCAGUACGAAAGUGGGAAGAAGAACAUCCGGGGCAAAUAGUAAACAAAGUCGUUUUUGCUGGUAUUCUAGAAAAUGCUGUUAAUAAAAGCUUCAAAGCAGAAACAGUUGUAACCGAGUUUAAAGUCUGCGGUUUGUAUCCUUUCAAUCCAUAUAACGUCGACUAUACAAAAUGUCUAGGAGUGGGGACCAUGCAGCAACCAAAUAUUGGAGUAGAAAAUCCUACUCAGCACAAGAUGUCCUACGACAAGUUUGCAACAAUAGUUGGUCCCAAAAAAUGUUCCAAAAUACUGAUGGAAAAACAGGAGAAAAUUUGCGUCUAUUAUUCAAGACUUGGAGAUUCUUCCGAAACGGUGAUAGAAUACCUACGGAUAUCACAGAGCCAAAAAAUAAAAUUAAUAUCGUAUAAAAUAUAG